This is a messenger RNA of Frieseomelitta varia, 1271 nucleotides long. Its product is annotated as integrator complex subunit 12-like. Lineage: Eukaryota; Metazoa; Arthropoda; Insecta; Hymenoptera; Apidae. The record is from RefSeq and is a predicted model, not a curated record. The coding region runs from base 93 to 992 and encodes 299 amino acids. The transcript has 3 exons.
AAAAGCACGAGGAAUUUCAUUUGAAAUAUAAAAAAAAUUUUAGAAAAAGAAAAAGAUAUUUCGAAGAAAAGGCAUUUUCAAAAACGUAUAUAAUGUACGAGGAUAUGGAAGAUGCGUCUGACAUUGACGAGGAAUUUUACAACGCGUUGGCACUGCUACAUUCGACGGAGAACGACAGUGCGGAGAAACUUCGUAAAAUGCUGCAUACGUCUAUCGAGAAGAAGUAUGGCUUUGACACAACUUUGAUAGCCAGGAUGCCGAAGAAAUUUCUGCAGAAUACGAAAAUCUGUGGGAAAUUGUUCGCCAACGAGAAAUCGGAAACGUCUUGGCGUAAAAAAGGCAAUGAUAAACUGUCCAGAAAUACCACAAGUCCGUUGUUUUCUGCGAAUGAUACGACGGAAAGUAAUUGGAAACAGAUGAAAGUAUUUGACAUAGAUGUUGAGGAUUGUAGCGAGAAGAUGGACAUUCCCAGGAUAUCUAUUCCUGACGAAGGAUUUGGAGAUGGACUCCUGUGCAAGAUCUGUAACGGAGCAAAGUUAGGACCGCUGAUACUGCUGGAGUGUCAAGAAUGUCAAGAAGUCUAUCAUCCCCUGUGCCAUCAACCCCCUGUCGUCGACAUCGAUAUCUACGAUCCGAGAAUCGUGUGGCGGUGUAGAAAAUGUAUGGAUACUUCUUCAGCAAACUCUGUCGUUGCGUUCGAUGAAAAGAAAGUGAAAAGAUCUCGUCCACUGAACGAUGAUGGCAAAGCCAAAGAAGCUUCUGCGAAAGUGAACAAAUCGAGCAGAUUGAAUGGGAAUCUUCUGAAAGAUGAAACUGAUAUCGCUGAUCAAACUUUGUCCGAUAUUUCUCAACGAAUUGGUUGUGUUGGUGAAGUUGCAUCGAGUACAAAAAAUUCUUUCUAUUUGAACGAAAAGACGAGAAUAGGAUCGUCGUGCCAAUUAAGAAAACGAAUUGGUUCGAAACUUUCAGUCACUCGUUCUAUAAUAAAAUGAUAUUUGUAUUGCCAAUAAUUGAAAGAAAAUAAAAGAUGGAAGAACUCGAAACGGCCAGAAGGUACAUGCACGGUACGCUUUAUUUAAUUAUAUUUAAUUACGUAUUACAUGAACAAUGGAAAAUCCAUCUCGAACGUUUCUCGCUCUCUAAAAAAAAUCCACGCAGUUUCACACUUUACUCUGGCGUAUCAACGCUUCAAUCACAGUAUAGGGCGCGUUAUUUAAGCCGAUUAUAAACGUAGCUCGUUACACUACACUUUCAGCCAAACCAACCAACCA